AAAAUGUAGGCACCAGAAAAUACGUCAAAUGCUGAUGAAAUUUCUGUAACUUAUUUUUUGAUUUUGGUGUUUAUGCAGCCAUAAUAAAAAACAUAGACAUUGAUCAUUUGGUUCUAAAACAAAAUCGAGGAUGAUAGAAUGGUCGAAGCAGCUCAAAUCCGCCUUUGGGGCUUCAUUUUUAUGGCUCAUUUGUUUGAUCUACUUCACUCAGGGUUUUAGAUCCUUUGUCUGGACAGCAGUUUCUUAUCAUCUAAAGGACGAGCUGAAGUUGUCUCCGUCAGCUUCCCAGUUUGUAUCCACAGUAGCAUUUUUCCCUUGGAGCAUAAAACCAUUAUAUGGAAUUAUAUCAGAUUGUAUACCCAUAAGAGGGAGGAGAAGAAUUCCUUACCUGAUUAUUUCGACAGUGUUUUCCCUAGUGCCGUGGAUUAUCUUAGGCCUAAAUGCUUCACUGAGAUCAUCCAAAUUGCCUCUCAUGAUCUUUUUAACAGUACAGAAUAUAGGCUCUGCUAUGGCGGAUGUCGUGGCUGAUGCAAUGAUUGCGGAAGCGGUUAGGUCUGAGCGGGCUUCAUUUGCUGGAGAUCUUCAGUCAAUAUGUAUGAUGUCCAGUGCCAUGGGAGGAAUAUUUGGGAGUUUGCUGGGAGGAUAUGCACUGAGUUACUUGCAUAUAAAUGCCAUAUUUCUGCUUUUCGCCAUUCUUCCAGCUUUACAGCUUGUGUCCUGUGGUUUGGUUAAGGAGAGUCCUAUGAAUACCAAAGAUUUUAGCGAAGAUUUGAGUUUGACAAGCUCACAUAUGAGUAAUGAGGAUGGUAAUGCAGAAAAUGUGGACCAUUUGUCGAAUGGUUCCUCAAAAACUAGCAUUUCAAGGAGAAAGAAGGGCAAAAAGAACAGAAAGAAAGCAAUUAUUUCCAAUAAAUCUCGUAAGGAGGUCAAGAAUAAGUCAUUAGGAUUACAAUGGUUUUUCUCAUUGAAGUUGGCAAGUCACAGCUUAUUUGAUGCUUUUAAGCAGCCAAUCAUCUUGAGACCCAUGGCUUGGUUUUUCUUGGCGCUCAUUACCUUCCCCAACAUCUCAACCGUCAUGUUCUACUAUCAGACGGAAUUCUUGAACUUGGAUGCGUCCUUCCUUGGAAAUGUGCGAGUUGUAGGCUGGUUAGGCCUAAUGCUUGGAACAUCCGUUUACAACAAGUUCUUGAAGAGAAAGAAGUUACAAACAACUCUAAUGUGGGCCCAAAUUGGCAUCUCUAUGCUAAUCCUGAUCGACGUGCUUUUGGUUUCUCGAGCAAAUAUUGCAUAUGGGAUUUCAGAUAAAAUGCUGGUCUUAUGUGGGAGUGCUGUUGCAUACGCAAUUGACCAGUUCAAGUUCAUGCCAUUUCUGAUAUUAUCUGGACAGCUGUGCCCUCCAGGCAUAGAAGGGACUUUAUUUGCACUCUUCAUGUCGAUAAACAACUUGGGAGCCACAGUGAGCUCAUUUGUAGGUGCUUGGUUGGCGUCAAAUUUGAACAUUUCAUCGGGUUCUUUUGACAACCUCCUCAUUGGCGUUGUUAUUCAGUUCUUUAGCUCUUUCAUACCCCUGGCUUUUCUCUUUCUGAUACCUAAGGAAGCCACAGGCUUAUCCGCAUAGAUAGGCCAACUACCACCAGUACAAAACUUACAGGAAAAACAUACACCAUUACCUCCCUUUUCAUAGUUAGCACAAUACAGAAAAAUCAUUGAUUAGAGAAUGAUAGAUCAUGGGUAUAGCCGUAUAGCAUAGAAAAUGUAGCCUCAUUACUCUGGCAUAGAGCUAAAUUUUUGUCCUUGGAAUUUUGUAAAUUGAUUUUGUAAACUACCAGAGAAGUUGCAGGCUUACUGUUCUGAGGAUUCAAUUGAUUGCUUGUAGGCGUCGUAGCAUCGUUCAUGGACAAGGUAAUGUUCAACUGAGAUAUCAUGUAGCUUCUAGUCUUCAUGGAUAGUUUGGUGCAAGUAAUUGCGGCAUUAUAGAAAUUGAUUCAGUUCUUUCAAAAUAAUCAGUAUUGUAUCUGCAAGUUCUUUUUUUUUUUUUUAACUUCUGUUGAUUAGGAAAUUCCAAUAAAAUUCUCUGAAAA
Molecule: messenger RNA, 2081 nt
Organism: Spinacia oleracea (spinach)
Lineage: Eukaryota; Viridiplantae; Streptophyta; Magnoliopsida; Caryophyllales; Amaranthaceae
Product: probable folate-biopterin transporter 4
Exons: 7
Coding region: 131-1618 (495 amino acids)
Cellular component (GO): membrane
Source: RefSeq, a predicted model, not a curated record